AUUUUACCUCGUUGAGUUUGUAGCGAAACCCUACUGAAAUCGCGAGAGCACUUCGUCUCCCAACAUGACGGUUGCAGAGAUUGUGGUAGUUGCCGGCAUUUGUACAGGUGUUAGACUUCGUCGCAGAAAGCCAGAGAUGUCGUCUGAAGAAACACUAAGUGUUGAAGGGGAAGAAGGGGUGAGGGACGUGACUUCGAGCUCGAUCUCUACUUCGAGCUCGAUCUCUACUUCGAGCUCGAGUAGGGGGAGUGGGGGUAGGACCUCAGUUAGUGAGGGAAAUGGGGGUCAAGAGGGUAGCCUUGUCCCAACCAACAUUUUAGAGGUUGGUGACAAUCAAGGAAAGUGUUAUGACGAGAGUGACGAGGUGGUGAGGGAGGUGGUGGGGUAUGAGUCGAGCUGGAGGUGCAGGGGAGAGCUGGGGCACUUAGUGGAGAACUAUAGUAUCCCACCCCAUGUGCUGGUAAGGCCAGCAGAAGGUGAAGAGCGAGCGUGUUCAACUCCAAAAGACCAUUGGAUGCCAUUGUACACGCACUACCUGGCAGCUGGGCUCCGGUUUCCAAUUCCGGAGUUGCUGGUAGCGCUGCUAAAGGAAUACGGGUUAGGGUUGAUGCAGCUCGUCCCCAAUGGAGUUCGGUUGGUGGAGAAGGACGAGGUGAAGAGGUUGGAGAGGGGUGGGGGGGAGCUGGCAAACAUAAUGUACCUCACCAAUCCAGAGGUGGUGGAGUCAUCUAGAAUCUAUGGGAGGAGCUUGUUGAGCAGAGAAGAGAUGAAUCGUUUGAGAGCUGGGGACAAACCAGUACGACUUCCGGAGAAGAGGUCAAGGGCAUUAGCCCCGGGUGCUCAAGAGGAGCGAGUUGGGGGUGAGGCAUCAAGUCCUCGAGUUGAGGUGGGGCCCAGCUCUGAGCCCAGGAGGGGUGUAACUGAGGAGGUUGUCGCCCGGAAGAGGCCAAGGGUGGAGGAGGUGCAGCCUCUGCAGAUUGAGGCCCCGGUCAAGUUCGUACCUCGGCCAGCCCCAGUGGAGAUCGACCCGGCAAUUCGGGAAACUGAGGUGGUGGUGCCUGGGAAGGGGAAAAGCUCCGUUCCUUACCCCAGGCAAAUGGCCAGCUUCUACGAUUCGGGGAGGACGACUGCAAAGCGCUUCAUUGGCGCCCACUUCCCCAAGAAUGAAGAACUCAACCGCCAGAAAGAGGAGGCGGAGAAGAACUUCAGUGAACUGACCUCGGAGCUGGAGAAGGUUAGGGAGGAGUUGGCCAGUUCUAGGAAGGCAGUUGAGCUAGCGGUCCACAAUUCUGUGGAGGAGCACGUUGCAGACUUCGUCAAGUCUACCACGUUCGCCGAGGUGGUGGACCUCUCCCGCUUGCCAAUGCUGGUAAUGGCCUUCGCUGACUACCGUAAGAAGGUGAAGGCGCAGAAUCCAGAGGUGGACGUGACAAGCAUCACUUUUGGACCUAAGGAGGCAGGGGUAGAGGAGAACGAGGAUAGCAAGAUAGCGGAGUUCCGCCCUGAGGUUAAACUGACUUGGGAACGGGACGAGGCUGGGAAAACUAUCCUCCCAACAACGUUGGACUUCGAGUUCGUCGCCGUGGACGAAGAGGAGGCCGAAGUGGCACCGAGAACAGAGGUUGCGAACAACAUACGGAAUGAGCUCCAGAUCAUUGAGUGAGCUCAGCCAGCUCACCCUUUAUAAUUUUUGCAAUUUUUAGUAUAUGUAAAGAACAAUUUGUAUUUCAAUUGAAAUGAAUGAAUUGAAAUUUU
This is a messenger RNA of Rubroshorea leprosula, 1755 nucleotides long. Lineage: Eukaryota; Viridiplantae; Streptophyta; Magnoliopsida; Malvales; Dipterocarpaceae. The record is from the annotation of a GenBank genome assembly.